Molecule: messenger RNA, 1126 nt
Organism: Salvia miltiorrhiza (redroot sage)
Lineage: Eukaryota; Viridiplantae; Streptophyta; Magnoliopsida; Lamiales; Lamiaceae
Product: ethylene-responsive transcription factor ERF086
Exons: 1
Coding region: 102-1040 (312 amino acids)
Biological process (GO): regulation of DNA-templated transcription
Molecular function (GO): DNA-binding transcription factor activity; DNA binding
Source: RefSeq, a predicted model, not a curated record
UCCACAUACAAACACUCCAAAUCACUGCCUUUAAAAGAGUGAGCAAUUCACACACACCACCAAACUCAAAUUCACAUAGUAAUAUUGUUGCAACAAACAAAAUGUCAUCACAAUCACAUAAACCCUCCCAUGAAAAACCCUUCACCCUCUUUGAGCCCAUCCUCACUGACACAGGCUUCACACUCCUCCAGCGCAACACGGCGGCGGCGACGCAGGCGGGCGACCGGCGCGGGCGGAAGAAGCAGGCGGAGCCGGGGCGGUUCCUGGGGGUGCGGAGGCGGCCGUGGGGCCGGUACGCGGCGGAGAUACGGGACCCCACCACCAAGGAGAGGCACUGGCUGGGCACCUUUGACACUGCCCAAGAGGCAGCAUUGGCCUAUGAUAGGGCAGCCCUCUCCAUCAAAGGCACACAAGCAAGAACCAACUUCAUCUACUCUGAUCAAACCACUUUCCACUCCCUCUUUGAGCUCCAACCAUUCUUGCAGCCACCAUCAUCAAAAACUACCAAACACCAUGCCACCACCAAAACUGCAGCGGCGGGACCCGAGAUUCCUCGGGUCCCGCCUCAAUCGGGGCACGACACGUGUCGUUCACCCGAUGAUGAUCAAGCCAGUUUCUUCAAAACUGACACAAGCUCUGGCUACUUGGACUGCAUUGUCCCAAACAACUACUUGAACCCUUCUUCCUCUUCUUCUUCUUCUUCUUCUUCUUCUUCUUCUGCCACCACCAUUACCUCAAGCAAGAAACAAGAAGCCUCUCUCUCAUCACACAACAUUCAACUACUCGAUUCGACUGAGGCUGCAGCAGCAUGGAGCCUUGAUCACACCUCUGCAUAUCAAGAAUUCGACUACGGAUUGUGGGACAGUCAGCAGCAGUGGGAGCUGAGUUCUUGUGAGCUGUCAGCAAUGAUUAACAAUCCAACUAAUAUGGAAGAAAAUAGGGGAGAUUUUGAUCAAAUGAUGGGUAAUGAUGCAGCAAGUUGCUCAUAUUUUUUUCCUAGUUUUGGGGAUUCAGUGGACUUGGGGCAGUCUCUAUUUUGAGUGGUAAUAUAUAAUUAAUUAUGUAAGUCAUGUUGAAAGAUUUAUUUUGUUUUAAGUCCAAUAGUGUAUUUGCAUGGGCAUCUCUA